Molecule: messenger RNA, 10445 nt
Organism: Dermochelys coriacea (leatherback sea turtle)
Lineage: Eukaryota; Metazoa; Chordata; Testudines; Dermochelyidae
Gene: ANO3
Product: anoctamin 3
Exons: 27
Coding region: 401-3496 (1031 amino acids)
Biological process (GO): chloride transmembrane transport
Cellular component (GO): plasma membrane
Molecular function (GO): chloride channel activity; protein dimerization activity
Source: RefSeq, a predicted model, not a curated record
CUUAGCAGACAUACAGAUGUCUCCACUUAUCCUGUUUAUUUCUGUAGCAGCUACACAGAAAUGCCAUAAUUCUGCUGUCACUCUAAAUAGAGGGGAACUUCUUAACGGAAUAACUUUUUAUCCUCAUGGAGAGCUAAAUAACUCAGAAAAUGUUUCAGAGCUGGCACACAAUUUACUGGAUAUAGUAGGUCUCAGUUUUUGAAAAGUAGAUUUUUAUUUUUAUUUUUACAAUACUAGGAUUUCUAGAAACAUUGAUAAAGUUUUUUUUUUGCCUUUCCCCCCAAAUUUUUAAACUUGCAAUUUCAAGGAAGUUGAAUUCAGGGUUUUUUUUGUUUUUCUGGGAGGAGGGGGUAUAAGUUACGGUUUUUAAAUUGAGAGCUUUAACUGAGAUUAUUUUGCAAUGUCAACUGUGGUAGUUGAACUGGAUAAUCUUUCUCCAGAAGACACUGAGAGUGAAAAUGAUGCCAAGUCAGUUUUUAGUAAAGCUAAAUCCAAUGAACUACAUGCUGAUUGCUGCAGUCUUAAACUUCACUCCUCACACUCUGCACCUGUUGGUAUGAACACAAGCAGGAGUGAAACAGUGAAAGAGCCUCCAUUGAAGCCCUCUAGAAGAUCCAUGCCAUGCUUAGCACAGAGCCAAACACACCCUCACUGUCUUAGCAAACAUUCUUCAUUUCUUCAGCCAAAUAGGCUCCAGCCACAGGCUCGGCCUCUGAGUGCAGGCACUUCAACAGCUACAGUCAAUGUAGUGUCAGAACGAGCUAAAGUGAUGGAGACCCUUGAAAACAACUUACUCAAGUUGUCUAAUACAGAAUACAGUGAUCCAUUUUUAGAUAUAGGAAAAGACAAAGAUACAUAUACAGAUGAUUCAGAACAUGGGAAUUAUGAUUCUCGCACAGAUCAGUCUCUGCUUAUUCAAAACACAGUUACCAGACAGAAACCAGAACCUCGGAUUAAGUCAUCUUUGAAGAACGAGAUGAAUGCCAUAGCAUCAUCAGGCCUCUUCUUCAAAGACGGUAAAAAGCGCAUUGAUUACAUCUUGGUCUAUAAAAAGUCAAGUCUACAAAUAGAAAAAAGAAACACUUUUGAAAAGAACCUGAGGGCAGAAGGCUUAAUGUUAGAAAGAGAGCCAGCUAUUACGAGCAAUGACAUAAUGUUUGUUAAAAUUCACUGUCCCUGGGAUACGCUGUGCAAAUAUGCAGAAAGAAUGAACAUCAGGAUGCCUUUCAGGAAAAAGUGUUAUUACACUGACUGGAGGAGCAAAACCAUGGGCAGUUUGCAGAGGAAUAUCAGAGAGCUGAAAAGUUGGUUGCCCAGAAAUCCAAUGAAGCUUGACAAGGAGGCCCUCCCUGACCUGGAAGAGACAGAUUGUUACACAGCACCCUUUAGCCGAGCGCGGAUCCACCACUUUACAAUAAACAACAAAGACAGCUUCUUCAGCAACUCCACAAGAAGUAGAAUAGUGCACCAUAUGCUACAGAGAACGAAGUAUGAAGAUGGCAAAUCAAAAAUGGGUAUUAAUAGAUUACUCAAUAAUGGAACAUAUGAAGCUGCAUUUCCACCACAUGAGGGAAGCCACAAGAGCAGACAUCCCAUCAAAACACAUGGAGCUCAAAAUCACAGACACCUAUUAUAUGAGCGCUGGGCACGGUGGGGGAUGUGGUACAAAUACCAGCCUCUCGAUUUAAUCAGGAGGUAUUUUGGUGAAAAAAUUGGUCUUUAUUUCGCUUGGUUGGGAUGGUACACUGGAAUGCUCAUUCCUGCUGCACUUGUCGGGCUGUUUGUUUUCCUUUAUGGAUUGUUUACAAUGGAUUCUAGCCAAGUAAGCAAAGAGAUCUGCGAGGCAAAUGAAACCAUCAUGUGCCCUAUGUGCGAACGCAAUUGCACACUACAAAAACUCAAUGAAAGCUGCAUAUAUGCAAAGGUUACACAUUUGUUUGAUAAUGGAGGGACUGUCUUCUUUGCUAUUUUUAUGGCAAUAUGGGCUACAGUGUUUCUAGAGUUUUGGAAAAGGCGGAGAGCUGUGCUCACCUAUGACUGGGAUCUCAUAGACUGGGAGGAUGAAGAGGAAGAGCUGCGCCCCCAGUUUGAAGCGAAAUACUCCCAAGUGGAACGAGUAAAUCCCAUCACAGGAAAACCUGAACCUUUUCAACCCUUCCCUGAUAAACUUAGUCGACUGAUGGUGUCUGUCUCAGGAAUAUUCUUCAUGAUUUCUUUGGUACUCACUGCAGUGUUUGCAGUUGUGGUCUAUCGCCUGGUAGCUAUGGAACAAUUUGCAUCCUUCCAAUGGUAUUUUAUCAAAAAGUACUGGCAGUUUGCAACAUCUGGCACUGGAGUCUGUAUCAAUUUCAUGAUCAUCAUGUCACUUAAUGUUGUAUAUGAAAAAGUUGCUUAUCUCCUAACAAAUUUAGAACAUCCUAGAACAGAAUCUGAAUGGGAAAACAGUUUUGCCUUGAAAAUGUUCCUCUUCCAGUUUGUCAACUUAAACAGCUCUAUCUUUUAUAUUGCUUUUUUCCUUGGCAGAUUUGCAGGCCGUCCAGGAAAAUACAACAAACUUUUUAAUAGAUGGAGACUGGAAGAGUGUCAUCCUAGUGGCUGUUUGAUAGAUCUCUGCUUGCAAAUGGGAGUUAUCAUGGUUUUAAAACAAAUGUGGAACAACUUUAUGGAACUGGGUUAUCCGUUACUACAGAACUGGUGGUCACGACGCAAGAUCAAGAAAGGAGGGCAGUUAUUGGAGCAUAAAAUUUUACUACCUCAAUGGGAAAAAGAUUGGAAUCUGCAGCCAAUGAAUCUCCACGGCUUAAUGGAUGAGUACUUAGAGAUGGUUUUACAGUUUGGCUUUACCACCAUCUUCGUUGCUGCCUUCCCACUGGCACCUCUCCUGGCAUUGCUUAACAAUAUUAUAGAAAUAAGACUAGAUGCUUACAAGUUUGUUACCCAGUGGAGGAGACCUAUGCCUGCAAGAGCAACAGAUAUAGGUAUCUGGUAUGGAAUCCUUGAAGGAAUUGGAGUCCUGGCUGUCAUAACUAAUGCAUUUGUUAUUGCAAUUACUUCUGACUAUAUCCCACGUUUUGUCUAUGCAUACAAAUAUGGCCCUUGUACAGAUGAAGGAUACAGACAGGAAAAAUGUUUAAAGGGAUAUGUCAACAGUAGUUUAUCAGUAUUUGAUCUGAAUGAGCUUGGUAUGGGAUACUCAGGAUACUGCAGAUAUAGAGACUACAGAGCGCCGCCCUGGAGUUCAGCUCCUUAUGAGUUCACCUUGCAGUUCUGGCAUGUCCUAGCUGCGCGGCUGGCUUUCAUUAUUGUAUUUGAGCACCUUGUUUUUGGAAUAAAGUCUUUCAUUGCCUACCUGAUCCCAGACAUGCCCAAAGACUUGUGUGACAGAAUGAGAAGAGAGAAGUACUUAGUCCAGGAAAUGAUGUAUGAGGCUGAACUAGAGCACUUGCAGAGAGAGCGGAAAAAGAAUGGGAAACAGUAUCACCAUGAAUGGCCUUAGUUGAUACCAUAUAGCAGCAAAAACAUUCCAUAAAAAUUGACUAGUGCAGGUCUCAAAUGAAGGUAGAUCUGACAAUGAGGAGCAGCGUGCAUAUAUGCUGCUGUUGGGAAAAUAUAUUAGCAGGCUUUGCUGGGUACUGAAAAAUACCUGCCUCCAAGGAAGAAAAUGAAUAGACAUAUCUGUCACUGGUCUGUGGUCAAUACCAGGAGUUGCUAUCAGUUCAUUAGAAAAUGUAAUGAGGGGUUGAGCACUUGGACACAUCAGUAAAGCAAGUUGCAAUGGACUUUCAUCCUAUUCAUCAAGUCAGCAACAACAUAAUGAAAAUAAAUACAUUGUCUGUAAAACUUUCAUAUUAAGGGCAUGACUAAAAAACAAGUUAUAUAUCAUCUGCUACUUCUGAAGCUUUUGAUUGCUCAAUUAAAGUUGUAAUGCCUAUGAAAAAAAUAUGAUUAAUUGUUGCCUUUGUGGCCAUAAAUUGAUGUUAAUGAUCCUUGAAGCUUACUGUUUGUCAGGUUUGUUCUAGUCUCUUGGUGAGAUUGUGGAUCUGGUCCUGAUCUAAACAGGGGACACAAGGCUGUUAGAUAUAUACUAUGCAGUUCAAGGUUUGCACAUCACUUCUCAUCCAUCUAUCUUUAUAGAUAAAGCCAAAAAAUUCUAAAUUCAAAGAAAGAUCAGUUCCAUUGAAAGAAUACAUCAAUGCAUUGUUCAUGUCGCAGCUAUAUUUGAAAAGAACUGUGACUAUUUGAAUUGUCUUGCCAUUUUUAUAUACAAAAAGGCCAUCUCCACAUACUUCCAGACUAAAUGAAGAAUCAUUUCCAUGCUAAAUGUAGCAUGCAGAUGAAUAACUGUGUCAAUAUUAUUUUGUUUGAUCUACCUAGACAGUGAUUCUAUGACUUCGUAAAACGUUGACUUGAAAUGUUAUAUCGCAGUGCAAAUAAUUUACUCGUGUAUUUAUAUAGUUAACUUUACAGUAUGCAAGCUACUGUCAUUUAUGCAGAUAUAUAUCAAAUAUAAAGUAUAACAUCAUGACUUGCUUGUUCAGGGAAAGAGAAGCAGAGCAUUUUAUAACAGUGCUCUGUUUAUUCCAGUAAUGUACAUUCCUUAUAUUGGGCUACAUAAAUCAAAGCAUGGGGAAAACUAUGUAUAUUACUGUUAGGAUUAGAUUUUUUUCUGCUUUUAUUCCUUCUUGGGAUAAUAUUUUUUCAAAAUCAGCAGAAAAAAUAAAUGUUCUCAUAGAGAAUUGAACUUCAGUUUUCACAUCCAUACAGGAUACUGCAGUGUCUGUUCUGGUUAGAGUCAUGAAAUUGUCUUCAUUUUUAAUAUUUCAUAAUAUGGGAGAAAUGAAGUACUAAACUAAAACAAGUGUACAGGAUUCACUUAUGGAAAAGGGGGAAACUAAAAUUGUCCUGCUUCUCAUUUGUGCAGUUUUUUAAAAAUGGUUCUUAUUUCUAUCAGAUGAAAAGAAAAAAAUCAGAGAUAAUUUGCUUCAGUUUUAAGACUCAAGUUAGGAUGCAACAAAGCACAGUAACUAUAGCAAAGAUAAAUUCUAAUGUCAAUCUUAAGGAUAAAGCUGCAGUGAAAUCACUCAUGGGCUGCAGACAGUGAGAGGAGUUGAAGUUUUCCUUUUCAGAAUACCUUAUUUAGGUAACAAGUAUAAUUCCAAUGUUUACUUGCAUAAAUCCAGAAUGCAUCUUAUUUUAUUAUUUCAAUGCCAAUGAAAGAAGAAAUAUUUUUCAUAUGAACAUUAUGUUAAUGUACCUUUCUGUGGGUCUGAUCCAAAGCCCAUUAAAGUAAAUGGAAAGACUUCUGCUAUCUUCAUUGAGCCCUACAUCUGACCCUUACUGAGGUUUACUGGGUUGUCUAUUAAUGAGAAAAUCCAGCUUUUUAUGACCAGACAAGAAAACUGCCAAGGUUUCCACAAUUUGGCACCAAUGGGGAUCUAAUCAAAGUUUAUUAGCCAAAAAUUCUACAGCGCUAGCUCUGUAGAACUGAGACUUUCCCAUGCUUCUAUUCAAGAGGAAGGGUUUCCAUUUUACUCUGUUUACACUGUAUUCUCAGUGUCACAUGAGUCUUAAUAAGAAAUUCUUAAUGUGCUUCUGUUUUGUGCUUAAGACUCUGUAUUGUCUGGUUUAAUGUAUUAACUCUCCAGCUUUAUAGCAUCCUAGUUUAAUUUUAUCCAUUAACUAGCAUAGAGUCACAAAUGCUAUGUCUUUUAAUGUUUUAACAACAUGCCUUGACUGGAUCACGGCAGAAGGACUGGUAUAAAUUUAGCCAAAAAUUAGGAAGAAUGAUUAAUAUUUCUACAUGUUUUUUUCUUGCCUGAUGAUAUUUUCACAUAUCAAUAUAUAGCUGGAAGAAUUCCAGUUGGGCAUUAAAAAUAAAGUAUGGUCUUAGAUUUGGAGAUGUACAGAAGUCUUCUAUAACAACUUUCAGUGUUGAAAUAUAAAAGUAUGCUAGAUAGGAAUAUAUAAAUUUGACAUUGUUCAGUUAAUUUAAAGUGCUGUGAAAGCACAAGAAUGUCUGAAGAAAUAUUAUGUGUUUUUGUUCCUUUGUUUCUAUAGUGUAUCAACAAUGUCUAAAGGCUUUGCCUCUAUAUAGGAAUUUGUUUUAGCUGAGUACAUUUCUGCUAGAUUUCAUUUAGUGUGGUGUUUGCAUAAAAUGCAAAUCAUCUGACAAAUAUAUAAGGCACACUCUGUCCUCAGGAAUUAUGUAUUAUGUGAAUGCUGAUUACCUAUAUUUUCAUAUUCUAGAUAUUUGUCUUUCCAAAUAAGUGACCAGUAUAAAUGACUUGUACAUGCAAGCUGCAUUUAUGAAGUCUCCAAAGCUGAAGAGUUUCAAAACGUAGCAUCUGUGCAAAAAUACUUUAGAUUAUUCCUGAUCUAGUUUAUAAUACAUUUGUUCUAUGCAUGCACCUUACGAGAAACCACAAGAGGCGGUACAGUACAGCUUUUUAAAUACUGUAUUACAGAUCCAAGUUACUAGUACAAAAUGUCUUAACUAUUCCUAACUGAACUCAGUGUCUUGAUACAAUCAAAAAGGAACCUUCAUUCUAGAAAUUAAAAAAAUCCAUCAAUUUAGCAUUCAUAUUUUUCAUCAGCUUAUAUUUUAAAUUUGUGCUUAACAUGUGAGAUCAGAAAUCUGGUGGUUAAGAAAAGAAAAACAAUUAUCCAAAGAAUCUUGUUGCAUCAGCCUCACUAGUAUUUACUUUCUGCCACUGAAUGUGAAUGGAUCAAUAUGUAGAUUAACAGCUCAGUAUUCAUACUUCAACACUGACUGGAAUUUCUAAAGUCUAAGUUUGGACUCUUAGUACAACAGUACUGUGUUAAUGUACACUAGGGAACUUUUAGUGCAUGUCAUUAGUGUCUUCAUGGGCCAAUUAGUGUGCAACCAUGGCAUGCUUUGGAAUUCACAUCCCUCUAGUGCUCAUGGCUGUGCCAUGUAAAUAAGCUUCUGAUUGGCACUUAGAAUGUAAACGCCCACCAAAGGAUAAUACACACUCACUGCUGGAUUUGGGCAUCCUUUUAAGGUGUUUUAAAGGUGAAAACUAGUCCCUAACAUGUAAUUUUUUCCCUAGUACUCUCCUCACACGACCCUUACAUAAAGGUAUUGUAGAGAAAUUUGAGAAUACCUUUUAAAGCUGAUCUCAAAAACAACAAGCCUAAAGUUUCCAUGCAGAUAAUAUACCAUAAUUCUUUUUCUUUAGAAAUAUGUUAUUUCACUUUUACACAAUAAAAGUGUAAUAUUUUCACAAUAAUAAGCACAUCAAGUGAACUGUUACUGUGAAUUGUACAUGUGCAGGGGCAGUAGUUCUCAAACUAUGUUAUAUGGACCACCAAGGAUACACAGGGCCCAAGCAGUAUGGAUUUCAAAAGGUAGACCCAUAAAAGGAUCCCUCCUAUGAAAUAUUCUACAAAAAGAAAAAAAUAGCUUGGGAAUCACAGCUUUAGAGUAGGCAGUGAUUUUGCUAUUUGCAUUUUGUAAUAUUUAUUCCUCUGGGUUAGCUCAUCCUAAAUAAAAAAACAAAAUAAUUUAAGAUCUACAAGUAGUUUGCUUUGAGGGAUUUUCUUACUGUGACUUACUCUCUUGUAAAUUGCAAAAGCUGACACUGACUCAGAGAAUUUGUGGGGUGACUAAAACCAUUGUCAUUUACCUGUGAUAGUUCAUCUGCAGGAUUGUGCCGUGAUAUGGUUCAGUCCACAUCCAUUAACAUAGGCAUGUUAACAAGAGUUAUUUCAUUUUUUGUUUCAUUUGAAAUCCCCCUUCUUCACUUUAAAAAUCAUGUGGCUAUUAUGAUAUAGAUAAUUGCAUUUUAGCAUAAAUUCUCACUCAAACAAGUGUAAACAAACUCUCUUUAACAUUUAGUGAGCAACAGGUUUAUAAAAAAAUUCAUUUUACUUAAGUAACUUCAUAUGAAAAGAAAAAGUUAUAGAAAGAUAAAACUAAAUAAACCUUCAUAUGGGAGGCGUGAUAUAAAGAUGGAAAUAAUUGAGAAAUGCAAAGUAGUUUAGGGGUAAGUUCACUUAACAUUCCUAAUAAAAGCAAUCUUCUAUCCAACAGGAAAUUUUUCCUGUUUCGUAAUUUUCACAAAAGAAUGAGGAUGAUCACUCAGGACAAACGUAUGGAAAUAGAACAUGCAAUCAUGUUUGUGUUUUUACAUAAUAUUGCAGCUGAGACUAAAACUCGCAGGCAAUUUGGUAUGUAGACAGACCAUUAUACAGUGAAAAAUCAAAGAAAUUAUUAAGCCUGACACAGCACAACCACGUAUAGUAUAUACUAUACUAAUACAUCUAAAGGAUAACUUUUCAAAAGCUCUUAAGUCUCUUAUGAAUGUACACCCCAUUGAAAGUCACUUAUACUGUUAAUCCAUCCUCUUUAUCUCCUCCCAUACUGUAUCCAUAUUGGUAAAUAUAUAUAUAUAUUUUACAGUGGUAGAAUGUAACAAUCCAACAUUGUAAAAAUCCACUAAUGAGCAGAUGCAGUAUGUUCCUGAUCCAGUGCCUAUUAAAGUCAAUGUAAAGACUCCCAUUGACUCCACUUGGCUUUGGAUCAGGCUCUAUAUUGGUUGUAAUCAAGAAUAAGAGGUUUCAGAGUAGCAGCAAUGUUAGUCUGUAUCCGCAAAAAGAAAAGGAGGACUUGUGGCACCUUAGAGACUAACAAAUUUAUUUGAGCAUAAGCUUUCGUGAGCUACGGCUCACUUCAUCGGAUGGUUGCGGUUAAGUUGCUGUAAUAGCUUUCAUGCUUCAUUUCCUUCUCUUUGGAGGUUUAUUAUUCAUUCUGGCCAAACUCUGUGCUUAAUUUAAAGGUAACUGGAUGGCCGAGGGGAUGGGCGAUGAGACAAAGUCUUUCAUUUUUAGAUCACAAUUAGAUCCUAUCCAGGUGGAUUAACUGAUACUGUCUCAGUGAAUUACAUGGCCCGAGUCCUGUUUCUAAUGAACAAUUGUCUACAUCACAAAAACUCCACCAGAACUGACACCUGUUGGCAUUCUCAGUAUCAAGGCCAAAGUUGGUUAGCACAGAUACUGAGCUGUUGGAUGCAUCUUCCGGGUCAGAGUGCACUUUGACAGAGCAGUGUGGGGAAGCACGCACUGCUGCUGCAUCUGCAGCUUCGUUUUCCAGAACUGUCCAUCCAGCACCUUUCAAAAUCAGUGCAUUCCCACAUACAUUCUCAAAAUACUGAAAUCUCAAGAUCCUGUGUCCUUCUCUAUUGUAUAAUGUUAACAUAUAUAACUUGACUUAACUGAGAUCAUUUUGAAACCAUCAGCACUGGGUUUGUAUUGAUAGUUUUGGCCUCAUCUUUACACUGUAAUAUCAUAUGCUGCCACCUUGUAUUGGCAUGGUUUAGCAUCACCAUGACAGCACAACUUCAUUAUGAUAGUACAGCUAGGGAGUGCAUAGAAAUCACUUUGUUGUUCCCUAUAGAAGUAAAUCUUUAAUGCAGCAUGGUGAUUUAGCCAUGAAAUGUUAAUUAUUCUUAUAGCUGAAUAUCUGUGCACUGCAUUAAAAAAUGUACCCUUUAAUGUCUCCAUUGGCUUGCACUAACUUUUUUGCCAUAGCCUUUGUAUUGUAACAUAUUCUGCAUAGGCUUGCAUUGAUAUUGCUAGGAAUUUGCGAUUAGGAUGCUAAUAGUUGAGAAAUUAGCAUUAAACCCAAUGUAUUUUAAUCACAUGGAACGUGGCAGUUGCUCUUCCCAUCCCACACUACCCCCAAAAAGAAUAAAACAAAAGAAUCUGAUCAUCUUUUUAUUUUGUGUUCCAUUUAGAUGACUCGGAAUCUUGAUUUGUACAGUCUGCCAAAUUGUUUAUCCUAAUUUCUAUAUAGGUUAAUAAUUCGUAUCACUAAAAUUUCAAUUGUUUGGAAAGAAUUGUGUGUAAAAAUGUUACUAAAUAACAAAGUUAAAUCAUUUUUACUCUAAUAAUAGUCCUGGCUGACUUGCAAUAUGAUCAUAGGAGAUUUCUAAAUACAUUUGUGUAUAUUUGAAAUUUAUGUAAUAUUUAAAUACAACUUGGUUUCUAAGUAAAGAAUUAGGGAAAAAACUUCCUCUAUUUUUUCUAUUUACAAGUCCAAACUUUGUAAGUAAUAUUUAAAAUGACAUUGCAAUACUUACCAGAAAAUGUUUGAGAAGAAUUGACUUUCAAGUACUACAUGCUAAAAGUCUGUGGCCUAUUAAUUAUUGAUUUUUUUUUGUGUCUAAGAUUACUUUUUGUGACCCUAUGAAUAGCCUGAAACUUUAAGAAUUCAUACAGGAAAAAACAGUUAUGUUGUACAAAAGAGAAGGCUUUUUUUUUUCCUGGAAAGUGAUUGAUCUGAUUAACUGUUGUAAGACACUUUGGGCAUAAAUUUGUCCUUCAGAUGCUGUUUAUCAAGGUUUACAUGUAUAAAUUCAACUACUUAUUGUAUCAUACACAUUUGAAUAUUGCAUUUUUCAGUAAUAAACUUGGGUAUCUUUAAA